UACUUCCUAGUUACGGUUGCUACGGUAGCUUGUUGCUGCUGCUGCUGCUGUUCUCGCGACCACACGCGGGCAAGCUUAUAGUAGAAAACGUUAUCGGCGGAUUUACUUUAUUAUAUAUUUUUUAAAAUUUAAAUAAUGUCUUUUAUUUCUCACAGUCGGAAAGACACGAGCGGAACGUACACUUUCUCCAGCCGUCCCAGGCCCGUUGAGAACCGCUCCAAAUACAGAGAACAGCCGACCGACAAGACUGACAAGGCACACAGUACUUAUGGAAACAUCAUGUAUGAUCGCCGUGUCAUCAGGGGAAACACUUACGCCCAACGCUUUCUAUCAACUGAAGAACUUGCUGAAAUACAAAGACAGCAAGAGAUAAGGAGGAGAGCUGUGACUCGUAAAAAGAAGACCAAGGAUCAGCGAAGAUCUUCCACUCCGGAGGCCGUCCAAGGCAGAAAACACAACGUUGUCCAAACGGAGCUUUAUCUGGAGGAGCUGAGCUACAACAUAGAGGUUUCACACAUCGAGUGCCAGACUGAUCCUCUCCUGGACAGACCAGCAACACCGCUUUUUAUACCUGCCAAAUCUGGCAAAGAUGUUGCAACACAAAUAGAGGAGGGGGAGUUGUUUGACUUUGACAGAGAGGUGCAACCCUUGCUGGAGGUCUUGGUGGGGAAGACCAUUGAGCAGUCUCUGCUGGAGGUGAUGGAGGAGGAGGAGCUGGCCUGUCUGAGAGCCCAGCAGAGGGCCUUUCAGGAGCUUCGCAACGCCGAACUGGCUGAGGUGCAGCGGCUACAGGAGCGGGAGUGGCGCCGCAGGGAGGAAAAGGAGCGCCGUAUUGCCCAGCAGAGAGAGGCACUGAGGAUGGAAAAAGAGACUGUGGAGAAGAUUGCAGCGCUGUCCUACACCCAGCAGUACCUGUCUGACCAUGUACCAACAGUCUUUAAGUCCCUCAGGAUCCACGGCUUCUUCUAUGACCCCGUUGAGAAAGAUAUUGAGACAAACUUCUUUCCAUGGCUGAUGGUUGAGGUGAACAACAAAUUAGAAAAGAGAAAUGCAGCAAGGCAGCUUUUAGACACACUCAUCCAUGAUGUGGCCCAGAAAAAAAUGCCACUCUAUACACACUUGGAGUCACGGCCAAAGGAGGAGUAGAGGCUCGUAUUCUUAAAAACAACAGACUAAACACUUGUACAUGCAUUUCUUUGUGUCACAGUUGCAAAGACUCUUUGUUCUCAUCAUUGACCUCAUGUUUGCGAUUAGGAGCAGUAAACAGACACUUUGUCUCAGGCAUGCAGUGUU
Phyllopteryx taeniolatus (common seadragon) is the source of this 1293-nucleotide messenger RNA. RefSeq names its product radial spoke head 3 (gene rsph3). The record is from RefSeq and is a predicted model, not a curated record. The transcript has 8 exons. The coding region runs from base 136 to 1146 and encodes 336 amino acids. NCBI's taxonomy places the organism in Eukaryota, Metazoa, Chordata, Actinopteri, Syngnathiformes, Syngnathidae. Gene Ontology annotation, cellular component: cilium.